Messenger RNA from Scaptodrosophila lebanonensis, 946 nucleotides. RefSeq names its product 5-demethoxyubiquinone hydroxylase, mitochondrial (gene Coq7). Gene Ontology annotation, molecular function: 3-demethoxyubiquinol 3-hydroxylase activity. Lineage: Eukaryota; Metazoa; Arthropoda; Insecta; Diptera; Drosophilidae. The transcript is spliced from 3 exons. Gene Ontology annotation, biological process: regulation of gene expression; ubiquinone biosynthetic process; regulation of reactive oxygen species metabolic process. The record is from RefSeq and is a predicted model, not a curated record. Gene Ontology annotation, cellular component: nucleus; mitochondrial inner membrane. The coding region runs from base 118 to 798 and encodes 226 amino acids.
GCUGUUCAUUUGUCAAAAAUUUGUCUUUGGAGUGCCAAUUGUUAAAAUAAAACAAAUUUUGCACAUAAACACCGCUCGCUUGCUCACUUGUUGGGUCCGUAAUUGAAUAGCUAAACAAUGCUCAGAAAUAUUUGUAGGACGCCUGGGCAACGGUUGACCCUGACGGCGGCAGCAUCAGCCCGUUGGGUGCAUUUAAGCAGCAAUAGAGCUGCCACGGCUGCUUGCGGAACAGAUGGAAAGUCAGCUGCCACAGACAAGCAGCAGCCAUUACGGCCACGUGCUAAUGCACUGACCGAUGAAAUCAUACGGGUCGAUCAUGCCGGCGAACUGGGCGCUGAUCGUAUCUAUGCCGGCCAAAUGGCCAUACUGGGCAACGGACCCAUGGGUAAGACUAUUGAGCAUAUGUGGGAGCAGGAGAAGGACCAUCGCAAGCGUUUCGAGAAUCUAAUUCAACAACAUCGUGUUCGUCCAACCAUUAUGACACCAAUCUGGAAUGUGGCUGGAUUUAUGUUGGGCGCCGGCACGGCCCUCAUGGGCGAAAAGGCGGCCAUGGCCUGCACAGUAGCUGUCGAAACAGUCAUUGUAGAGCAUUACAAUGAUCAGCUGCGUCAAAUCAUGGAAUCACCCAAUCCCGACAAGGAACUGCUAGAGACCAUAACGAAAUUUCGCGACGAAGAGCAGGAACAUCACGAUACGGGCAUCGAGUGUGGUGCCGAACAGGCACCGUUCUACAAAGCAAUGACCGAAGUCAUCAAGAUCGGCUGCAAGACGGCCAUAGCCAUAUCCAAGAAAAUUUAAAUUGGCUCCAAUCUGCCGAUUGCUCAACGCUGUGGCUCCUUUCGUGUACAUACUUACUAUAUAACUCCCAAAUUGUUUCGUUUUUAGCAUUUAGGGUAUAAGUAUUAAAGAUAAAUGUGUAAUAUAUAAAAUUUUUGUACUUAUAUAA